AUGUAUGCGAUAAAUAAGGCAUACGGUCUGGAUGCACAUUUUGAUAAACUGUGGCGGCAAAUAAGCGAUAAUACCUAUCCGAAGUCGCUAGACAUCUACAAACACGCAAGCCAAGCAAAAUACCCCAUUGAGAAUGUCGCGAAACUGGAGAAGCUCAUGGACUCACUUUCCGUGACAUCCAAGUCUCAACCGUUACUGCAGACGGAAAGGCUUUUGAAAAUAAUUGCCGAAUACCCCGAUGAUGUGCUCAAUGCUGAUCCCACGCUGCCAGACGUGAAUGUUUUCAUGGCACACGUCGUAGACACUUCUUGGCUCGUAGCUGCUAAGGCUGCAGUCCAGACUCUCGGAGUUAUACUGAAUACGCUAUCAGAUGAUGUACUCUCCCUCAAUGACGAGAUGCUCUAUUGGGAUAGUGUUUUGGAGUCCCCCUGGUCACUUGGGCUCUACAUGCUCCAAAUCUCGCCAGUAGUGCUUUGGAACAGAUCCCGAAAAGUCUGGCACCAUGCUAACUCCAUGAACAAUUCCCGGACGUCCGGUCAACCCAGCUGGAUGCAAUUUUACGAAUCUGUUCGUCAGUGUGUCCUUCCCCAGAAUUUGCAUUUUUGGCGGGGAAGGAUGUUAUCACCACUCUCAACAGCGAAGUCAGAUGUACGGCAGAAGCAGAAGACAUUGAGUUCAUUGAAAGAUAUGAAUGCUUAUAGCAUAGGGAUCCUCAUAAGAAACAGUUUCUCAUGCGCAGUUGGCGACAAUUUCACAGGCGACAAUUCUACAGGUGACAAUAACCAUGGUAUGUUCACUGAGAGCUGGCAGAUCAACGUCCUUGAGAGUGUGGCCUUGAUGAAAUUGCUUCUCGAAGAUGCUGAAAAGGGAAGUGUCCCGUGGAAUCAUGAAGAGCACAUAAACAUGGCGAUCAAUCAAGAAGUCACGUCGAUGCGCAUGCAUUACUGCAGUGAUCUAUCAUCUGAGGGUCCGAGAUUUGUCAUGAACCAAUUGGGCUAUAUACUUGAACAGCUUCUACCGGCCUAUGCCAAAGCUUCAGCCACCACAAUCAACAACUCUGGACGCCCUCAUUACCUAGUACGUUUUUGGCUACCUUUGACCCUUGCACUAUUAUCGACAAGUACAUCACUGGAGCUGUUACGGAAUAGGCGCCAUGAGCUCUUGGAAUGGGUUGCCAACUUCGGUUCAACCACUAUCGAGUUUUGGAAUAACUGGGUUGUAGACCCACUUCGCAGGCUUAUCGGCACUAUAAGACAUGAUGAAAAGAGUGAAAUUGCAUUGAUGAGUAGAAACAGCUUGGAAGCCGAUCGAGCGAGUUUGGAAAGAAUGGUUGUGGACUUCGUUCUUGAUCGUUGUGAACCGAACAAGAAUGACUAUGAUGCUUUUGAUACCCAUGUCAUUGCUGCUAAAGUUCGGGAAGGUGACUUGACACCAGUGCUGAAAGCAUAUGAAAAUGACCUACGUAGUCCUUUUGUCGGGACCAUCAAGGGUGAUUUGGUGCGAGCACUUCUAAUACAGAUACAGAAAACAAAAGUAGAUGUUGAAAUUGCGAUAGGGGGAAUUGACGCUCUGUUGAAAAGCCAAGAGCUGGUUUUUGGGUUUAUUGGACUAACCCCAGGCUUAAUGGUGUCAUUUGCGACUCUUCGUUGGCUUUACGGCUUGCUGGGCAGUCGAAGGGGCUUCCGAAUGGGUAAGCAGCAGGACGAACUGAGACAUGCUCUCCGGAUUGUACAUCGGACUUUAACAUCAUCUGCCUCCACUCCUGGCAAUGCGCUGGCAUUUAGAGACUAUGGUCUCCUCAUAUGCAACGCCGAAGUCCUACUCUCAAAGGCGCGGAUCAUACUGAAAGGCGCGGAUCUCCGUUCAUUCCAGGAAGACAUCAAUGAAUUAGUCGAGCGGGAUACGAUUGACCGGCAACUAAAGGUUGUUGAACGAAUGGGUUGGGUCUACUCAAAAUGGAUUUGA
Aspergillus luchuensis is the source of this 1965-nucleotide messenger RNA. It is a transcript of the gene NCA2, whose product is annotated as NCA2 family protein. The transcript has 4 exons. The record is from RefSeq and is a predicted model, not a curated record. NCBI's taxonomy places the organism in Eukaryota, Fungi, Ascomycota, Eurotiomycetes, Eurotiales, Aspergillaceae. Gene Ontology annotation, cellular component: mitochondrial outer membrane. Bases 1 to 1965 code for a protein of 654 amino acids.